CCCCCACACCUCUCUCUAGCGCUCUCUCUCUCUCUCUGUUUUUUCCUUGGGAUCUCCUGUUUGGCUGCCGGGAAAAUUUGAUGUUUUCUCUCUGAAUCUUUCUGCGAAAUUUGUCGGCGAUGUGUGAAAUAUUGUACGUGCGUUUCUUCGACUUUGAUUUUGGCUUCUUCGUCAGAAAUGUUUGAUUGGGACGAGGAGGAGCUAGCAAAUAUAAUAUGGGAUGAGGCUGCUGAGAAUGGUGACCAUAUUGUUCCUUAUCCUGCGGGAAGUGAAGAUUGUCACAAUAAGAAGGAAUGGAAACAAGAAGCCAAUAUAAAUAAGCUUACUGAGCAGAACAAUGCUAAAGUCGAUUCACUUGGAGAAAAGGUGGAAAGCAGUACCAACUUGGUCAACCAUGAUAAAAGUUCUGAUUCAAGAAUGGGGGUGGAGUCAUGGCCCUUAUCUAAUAGUGAAAGGGACUCUAUGGUUACCAAAGUAUCUAAUGGCUUAAGUGACAUUACGAAAUUUGACUCAUCAACAGGGGCAGAUCAGCUUGAUAAAGAUGCUGAAAUAUAUCCAAGUUCCCACGAAGGCAAAGAACAAGGUGAUUUUGACUAUGGCUGGGCUAACAUUGGAAGUUUCGACGAUUUUGAGCGUAUAUUCAGCAACGAUGAUGCUGUAUUUGGUCAAGCAAGUCUGGGUAAUGCUGAUGAGCUUUGGUGUUCAUCCAAAGAUGUUACUAACAGCCCAGACAAAUCCUUCCCCAUUUCUUCUGAGUUGCUCAGUCUGAGCCCAAAAACUGUAAGUAAUACAACUAAGCAGUUGGAAAUAAAGACAGAAGUUUUGCAAGAAGAUGACCUGUGUAGCCUCCGCUAUGGGGAAACAGAUGAUUCUACAUCUCACACUCUGCACCCUGUUAAUGUGAUUGUGGAGCAUGCAGAAGACGCAGCAGGAAAAAGUGAGCCUAUUGCAAAGGAGAAGAUAGAUUUGGACAGAGUGGUGAAGACAACCUUAGCAAUCUCUAAUUCAGCUAUUGAAAAUGCUUCCGCCCAAAAUGAAACUGCUGAGAAGGUGACUAGACAAAAGAAACUAUUGAAAUCUCGUAAAAGGUUGGAUGUUAAAAGUGAGGGUAAACAGUUACAAGAAUUAUAUGGUGCCUGGCCUUCGCCAAGAAACCAUUCUGGUCAACUAAAAAAUUGUAUGCAACACCCUGCGGUUCAACCAUCUCCCUCUACAGUUCAGCAGAUGCAACUUCAAUGUCCUGAAAUUUUUCAAUACCAGCAUAUUCCAAAUCAAUUUGUGGCGCAUCCUAUGUAUGGAAAUCUGACAAAUCCAUUUCCUGCCAUGCCUUUGCUAUCGCAUAUUCAGCCUGGGAAGUAUAAGCAGCAGCCUUUGCUUUCUAGCCGUGAUGUUUCAUCAGCUUACAGCAAUCCUGUAAACAAUUCGGCAGAAACUCCUGUGAAAACUACAAUCAUGACCCCUCAGGAAAAAAUUGAGAAGUUAAGGCGACGACAACAACUUCAGGCAAUGCUUGCUAUUCAGAAACAGCAGCAACAACUUAGCCAACAAAUCUCUUCUACCAAUCAUUCCACCACUCAAACUUGUCCUCAGCAAACUAAAAUUCAGCAAUUUGGGGGAAGUGAUAUUCGACUUGAAGAUUUGAGCACUUUCCCUUCUUUGGAACCUAUUUCUCCUAUGGAAGAAGAUGAUUCAAAUUCUAUUUCUGCAGCUAUCGAUGAUUACUCUGUCGAGGAAUCAAUACUUCACAGGCUUCAAGAUGUGAUCACAAAGUUGGAUAUGACAGUGAGACUAUGUAUACGAGAUAGCUUAUUCCGUCUGGCUCAAAGUGCAAUGGAAAGGCACUAUCCCAGUAGUACCAACAAAAGUAGCAAGAAUGAACGUGAAACACUUGCAGUGGACGGAACCAAUACCUCUAACAGGUUGGGUCUUACUGAAACAGAGACGAAUCCCAUGGAUAGAACUGUUGCCCAUUUGCUCUUUCAUACACCGUCGGAGUUUUCAGGACAAACCGAGCCAUCCGAAUCAACUUUUUCAGCUAAGCCACCAUGUGAAACUAGAAGAGAAGCAACUGCUGCAAAUGUGCCAGAGACUUUGAGAAGUAACAAACAGUGUUUUGGUCAGCAAGAAACUAAAGUUUGUUCAAGUUUGGUCGAGCCGGAACCACACAAAGACAGUUCUCACAUGGACACUUCCGAAAAUACUUCACUCAGUGAACAACUCACAGAUGGUGGAAUUGUUCCAUCCAUUGAGUCCUCCUAUUAAAGAAAAACAUUUCCAUUGUUUAUAAGGUUGAUGGAGCUAAAUGAUAGAAGACUAACAGUGGAUCGAUAUAAAUAUGCACAUGUACGUUAGCAUGCACUACAAGACAAAACCCUUUCCUGGCGGAUCAAAACUGCGGUACUAAUGAUCGUCGAGAUAAGGUGGUGAUGUUUAUAAAGAGAAAAAGAAAUCAGUAUGGCUACUACUACUACUACUGUCUAUUGUCCUGAGAAUGUACUAAGUCUGUUUUCUUGGCAAUUAUCAGACGCCCAAGUAUUUUGUGAUGUUUUCUGUGUUUGUGACCAAUGAUGUAAAGCUUUAACGCCACGUAUUAAGUCUUGAUACUUAAAUUACGACUACCAUAUUUUGGUAUGCUUGUGGAUUCAGUUUAAGCUAAAGCAGAAAUAUAUUGUACACAAAUGUGGACUCUCAACUUUCUUUUUUUGGUA
Molecule: messenger RNA, 2708 nt
Organism: Humulus lupulus (European hop)
Lineage: Eukaryota; Viridiplantae; Streptophyta; Magnoliopsida; Rosales; Cannabaceae
Product: protein LNK2
Exons: 9
Coding region: 178-2262 (694 amino acids)
Biological process (GO): regulation of DNA-templated transcription; circadian rhythm
Source: RefSeq, a predicted model, not a curated record